Messenger RNA from Adineta ricciae, 1296 nucleotides. The record is from the annotation of a GenBank genome assembly. NCBI's taxonomy places the organism in Eukaryota, Metazoa, Rotifera, Eurotatoria, Adinetida, Adinetidae.
AUGUCCCCUGUUCAAUCGUCAAAAGGUAGAGAGCAAUUGCUCUUAAAUGGCUACCGUUAUCGUAAUGGAACCGAAUAUGUCACGUUGACUGAGCAUAACCGUGCUCCCAAUCCAGAUGAAAUAACAUCUGUUGAAUUCAAAUCAAAGAUCAACGUACAUGCGAUUUCCUCUAACGAUGCGCCUAGAAGAAUCAUCCAUCGAGCUUUGCUCGAAGUUGAUCUCAAUGAUGCGUCAGCUGUUCCGAACUACAAGAACGCUCAACGCUUGGUUGAAAGAAAACGAAAAAAGAAUGCUAUUCCACUAUCAACACCAACAACAUUCGCAGAAAUCGAAAUUCCAGAAGAGUUGAAGUUAACCAAUGCUGGCGAUAUCUUCCUGCUGUACAACAACGAAAAGUACAACAACCGACUUAUUGUCUUAUCUUCACGGGAAAAUAUGACUCGAUUAUCAGCCUCCGAUCAUUGGCACGCCGAUGGAGCCUUUAAGGUGGCACCUAAACUAUUCUAUCAGCUUUACUCAAUACAUGGACAUAUUCACGGUCGAACGUUUCCUUUACUGUACGCUUUUCUGCCCGGAAAGUCCAAUGAUGUCUAUAGUGAAUUUUUCGACGUUGUCCAGCAACAUAUUAGUAAACAUCCCGCCUCGAUAACUGUCGACUUCGAACCAGCCGUCAGCAACGUCAUCAAGCAAAAGUUCUCAUCAACUGCCGUGACCGCAUGUUUCUUUCAUUUCAAGCAAAACUUGUGGCGAAAGAUUAGGGAUUUAGGAUUGGUAUCUUUAUUUCUGGAUGAGUCGCAGGUUCGAAUUCAGAUGAAGAACUUUGCUGUGCUGGCAUUUAUACCGACGGAUCAUGUUAUAGAAGAAUUUGAAAGGCUCGAGGAAGAGUCGUUAGGAUCAAUUAAUGAAUUCGUCGACUAUUUCGAGAAAAACUACAUCGGUCGUCGAGCUCGUUACAAUCACCGGCGUUCACCUCGAUUUUCGAUUUCGUUCUGGAAUUGCUUCGACCGUCUCGAUCAGCAACUUUUUCGUACUAACAAUCCACAAGAGGGUUGGCAUAACGCUGUUCAAAACUCUUGUCGCAAGCAUCCGUCUAUUUGUGAAUCGAUUCAAGAUUUGAAGACCGAACAGCACGCGCAGCUAAUCUUUGUUGAACAAGCAGAAACUGGAACUUCAAAAGUGCGGAAGCGUGCUACGUACGAGAAACUCGACGAACAACUACAGCAACUAGUGACUAAUUUCCAUUUAUAUCCUCGGAACGAGUAUUUUAAACGAGCCAGGGCUCUAUUUAAUUUUUAA